AUGGACUCAGUACAGCAACAUGUUCGUCGGGGCAGCAGCUCAAGUCGCCUCGAGAAGCGGCGUGCCAGCAUAGCCGAUGAUGCUGCCCAGCUAGAGGCUAUGGGGCAUAAACAAGAACUUAAGCGCAACUUUUCCAUGAUAUCCAUGUUGGGCUUGGCGUUUGCCAUUCUCAACACUUGGACGGCUCUGGCAGCCUCAAUUACACUUGCACUUCCCUCUGGAGGAACCAGCGCCGUCAUUUGGGGUCUCAUGGUCGCCGGAGUUUGCAAUCUGUGCCUCGCAGCCUCUCUCGCCGAAUUUCUUUCCGCGUAUCCCACCGCAGGUGGACAGUAUCACUGGGCAGCCAUUAUCUCCUGGAAGAAGUCGAGCCGAGCCAUCAGCUAUGUGACCGGAUGGAUCAAUGUUUGCGGAUGGGUCGCUUUGAGUGCUACAGGUCCAUUACUGGGUAGCACUUUCAUUGUCAACAUUAUUUCUCUCUUCAAUCACGAGUACGAUGCGAAGCCGUGGCAUCAAUUCCUGAUCUACAUUGGCUUUGCACUCAUUGCUCUCGUCAUUAACGCUUUCUUGACGAGGCUCCUUCCAUACUUUACCAAGGCAGCCUUCUUCUGGUCCAUAACCGGUUUCGUCAUCAUCGUUAUUACUGUGCUGGCAUGUGCGUCACCUGAUUUCCAGACUGGCGACUUUGUGUAUGGCCAAUUCAUCAACAAUGUGGGAUGGCCAGAUGGCUUGGCUUGGCUUCUUGGACUUCUUCAGGGCGCUUUUGCAUUAACCGGCUUUGACGCUACCGCACACAUGAUUGAAGAAAUUCCCGACCCUCAGCGACAAGGCCCCAAGAUUAUGCUCUACUGCAUUGGCAUUGGCAUGUUCACAGGGUUCAUUUUUCUCAGUGGUCUUCUCUUUUGCGUCAAUAACAUUGACAAUGUCAUCGAAGCCGGAUGGGGACCUCUAUUGGAAAUCUUCAUGCAAGCAACCAAGAGCAAGGCUGGGAGCACCUGUCUUCUCAUAUUCCCCUUGCUCUGCAUGGUCUUUACCACGACUACGCUAGUCUGCACGAGCACACGAAUGAGCUAUGCGUUUGCGCGAGAUCGCGGUAUGCCGUUUAGCAGCUUCUUUGCACGGGUUCACCCUACACUCGACGUUCCUCUGAACGCCCUGUUUUGGACAGUCGCUUGGGUCAUUGUGUUCGGCUGCAUCUUCUUGGGGUCUAGCAGCACGUUCAACGCCAUUACUGCUGCAUCUGUUGUUGCUUUGGGAGUGACUUAUGCUAUCCCUCCGGCUAUCAAUGUUCUCCGCGGUCGUAAAAUGCUGCCAGAGAACAGAACCUUCAAGUUGACCGGUGUAUUCGGCUGGACACUGAACAUCGUCGGCAUUCUGUGGUCUAUCCUCACAACUGUUCUUUUCGUUUUCCCACCCGAAAUUCCCGUCACAGCAAACAACAUGAACUAUUGCAUCGUCGCGUUCGGUGUCAUGCUUCUCAUAGCCGGAGGUACAUGGGUCUUCGAUGGUCGCAAGCACUACGAGGGUCCGCAUCUGGAUGUUCAGGGAUUGAUUGAAGGCAAGGUGGAAGGCAUGGAGCCUGUCAAGGGGGUUGAUUCGGAGAAUAAGACACAGGAGGAGUUGGUUGAGGCGCGCACUACUAUCCCUAUAGAUGCUUAA
Pochonia chlamydosporia 170 is the source of this 1656-nucleotide messenger RNA. Its product is annotated as amino acid permease. Gene Ontology annotation, biological process: transmembrane transport. NCBI's taxonomy places the organism in Eukaryota, Fungi, Ascomycota, Sordariomycetes, Hypocreales, Clavicipitaceae. Gene Ontology annotation, molecular function: transmembrane transporter activity. The coding region runs from base 1 to 1656 and encodes 551 amino acids. The transcript is spliced from 3 exons. Gene Ontology annotation, cellular component: membrane. The record is from RefSeq and is a predicted model, not a curated record.